CCCGCUCUUCCGUCGUUCCUCCCGCGGCAGCAUCAACAGUCUAUUCCCCUCCAAAUCCAAAUCCAAAUCGAACAGCCUCCGCCGCCAAAGAUCUAACGCCUCCCAAUCCUCUUACGUUUCGUAUUCCGUGCAUCAUCAGGCGAUGGGCCCCACGAUAUUCAGAGACGCAGACGCGACGAGGAAGUUGCUCGAGUAUGUGACCGAUUCUCCGGGCGGGAAGAGGUCGCUGUCGAGGAUCGCGAGGACGUGUAGGGCGUUUUGUGAGCCGGCGUUGGAUAUGCUGUGGAAGGAGCUGGAUUCGCUUCUUCCGCUGAUUACUCAGUUUCCGAAUCAUUUGUUUAAGAGGUCUCGUCGUCCUGGUUUGGGUUUGGCCAUCAUGCCACUCGAAGAAGACUGGUCCAAAAUCCUCGAAUACGGUUCCCGCGUCCGUCGUCUCACCUACGACGAAUCCUCCAAAUCCAUCUCUCCCUCCAUCUUCCCCAUAAUCGAAGAAUACCGUCCUCGCACGUACAUCCUCCCCAACCUCACCACCCUCAUCUGGCGCGCCGAAACGCCCGCGGGCCUCGACCGCGCGCACCUCUUCCUGAACCCAGACCUGCAAAACCUAGUCCUCGAGCUCGGUGGGAAAUUCCCACAACUGCGCGCCUUCCUGACCGACCUCUCCAUGCGCACGCGGCUCGCCUCGUUGUCGAUCAGCUCGCCGAGCAGCCUCCCGGACGAUUUCGCGAGGCUGUUGAGGCCGCAGACGGAGCUGGAACGGGUCGCGCUCAUGGCGCCUGGUGCGCUUUCGCCCGGUGUGGGACGGUGGGCGUCCGAGUUGGGGGCGUUGAGGAGCUUGCAGGUCGAUCUGACGGGGAGGUCGAUGACGGCUGUCGAGGGGUUCUUUGAUGAUAUCGAGGUGGUGGGUGGGGCUGGCGGCUCGGGGUACGACACUCCUGAUAGUCCGGAUUCGCCGGAUAGCGGGGUGUUUUCGGGCGAGGAUAUUGAUUUUACGGAGAUUAAGCGGUCGACGUUGAGGUUGACGGAGGAGGGGACGGGGACGAGGGGGCCGAUCGUGGGUGCGUUUGGGGCGCUGAGGCAUUUGCACCUUACGGGCGAGGUGGCGAAUAUCGUCGUGUUCCUGAGGCACCUGGCGACUCCGCUCGCGCAGCUCGAGCUCGUCGUCGAGGAUCCGUUCGAGAGGGCGGACUGGCAGGAGCUCUGUGCGCUUUUGUGUCAUUCGUUCGGGGACUCGUUGCAGUCGCUGAAGGUCUCGGCGAGCAGCGUGUCGAGGUUUAAUGAUCUCAUUCGUUCGACGGCGAGGGCGGAGUUCAGCGCGAGGAGGCUCGCGAUGGAUGGGAUUUCGAGCUUGCCGUCUCUUCAACGUCUGGAGAUCGACCUCCCCGAAUCAGUGAUCUAUUCGAACUCGGACAUAUACCGCAUCGCCAGUGCCUGUCCCAACCUCGAAAUCCUCCGUCUCUCCCCCUUCGCCCGCUUCCCCAUCGCCUCUGGCCCUCCACAACUCACACUCGAAGGACUCGCCCCGCUAACCGCGAAAUGUCGCCGUCUGCACACUCUCGCAGUCGUGGUGAACGCUCUCCCCGCCGGGAACGAGACCAUCUACGCGCACACGGACGUCUCCUCCCGCUCGCUCUUCAAGCUCCACAUGGGACAUUCCUGGAUCCGCGAUCCGCUCCAGGCUUCGAUAUUGUUGUCGCAUCUCUCGCCGUAUAUCGAGAACCUGAAGUGGUUCCAUGAGAGGAACAGGCCGGGGUUCAUCGAGACGCAUUCGCAGGGCUGGAUGCGUGUCUCGGAGAUGUUGCCCCAUCUGCAGUCUAUGCGGCUCGUCGAACGCAAGGCGGCGGUGUAUCGCUCGCCGUUACCUCCUGCGAGGUACAAUAAGGCGGUCGAUGCGACGGUGAGGACGAGGGAGAGGGGGGUCAUGGCCGUCGUGAACCGUGUGAAUGUGGAUCAGGAGAUACAGGUACAGCCGGAGGUGCAGGAGGAAGAAAUACAGGUCAUGCCGGAGGUGCAGGAGAUGGAGGUGCAGGCGAUGCCUGAGUAUGCGGAGAUGGAGGUCGAUGCCGUUCCGGAUGUCGAGGAGGAAGAAAUCGAUGCGACGCCGGCCGUGGAGUCGAAGGAGAUCAGCGCGGUCGUGUCGACGGAGACGAAGUAUAUCCACGCUAUCGUCGAGCCGGAGCCGGAGCCAUCGAAGGAAGAGCCAAAAUUGCACGUACCUGGACUACCUGGAUUGCCGCACAUCCCGCAGCUGUACGUCCCUCAGGCGGUCAGUGGGGCCAUAUCCCUUGCGUGGAGGACGAUGAUGUUCGGGCCUAAUCUCAUGACAUCCGUCGCUCGUGAGAUUUGGGCUAUGACUCCGGCUCCGUUCAGUGGACACAGAAAACAACAAGAGAUAAAUCAUCCACAAGAAAAUGGACGUCACGGAGGAGAGGACCAUGCGAUGGAAGUUAUGGAGGUGGGCUCACCGACGGAGGAGAACGACCAGGAGAAGGAGAGGGAGAAGGAAGGGAUUCAUGCUCACCAGGAGUAUGAGAGGCCCGCGACAGGGAUGGGAUUGGGAGUGGGGAUGAACGGCGCGAUCUCCCCUGUCUGUGUAUAAUCCUCUCCGUCAUCACGUACGAUCUUCACGUUUACUUACGAUUACUGUAUGGUUUUGGUGCUCUCGCUGGACGCAGGACACUGCUCAGACUGUCAUACGAACGGACACGAACUCAUCUAACGCUAUUCACGAUAACACUACUUAUACGCACCACGAACUUGACGACCUGACAAAUACGACCGACUUUCAACCCCC
Stereum hirsutum FP-91666 SS1 is the source of this 2794-nucleotide messenger RNA. RefSeq lists its product as uncharacterized. Lineage: Eukaryota; Fungi; Basidiomycota; Agaricomycetes; Russulales; Stereaceae. The coding region runs from base 143 to 2599 and encodes 818 amino acids. The transcript is spliced from 2 exons. The record is from RefSeq and is a predicted model, not a curated record.